UAGGACUCGACGUGCCCGCGCACACCGUCGCGUGCGCGCGCGGCGACACCAGUCAAGCGGUCGUUUUGCCUCGCGCUUGCGACGCGCCUCGUGGCUCGAGGGAGUGGAGACUUCGUGAGGGCGACAGUUAAACGAAAGAUAAACUUCCCCGCGGAGUGCCUUGUUGGAGUCGUGGGAGCGCGACCGUUUUUUUUCUUGGUUUGUUUUUGUUUAUCUUUUAAAUAUAAUUAAAUAAAAUUUAAGUGUUGAGAGUUUCGGCGCGGAAUGAUGGAGAAGCUCGACUCCCGAUCCUGAGAGGAGGAGGCGCGCGGCGGCGCGAGCGGACGUUGUAGGCGCGCGGAGAGCGGAACGCCGAGGAGAUUUCGUGAAAAAGAAAGGCGACGAGAGUGGCUUUUUAGAACGGAAAAAAAGGGGGUAAAUGCGCCUGAAAUUACGUUCUAACUUGUUGUGGAAUGAACAGUGUUAGCCGGGUUUACUGUGAGUACUUGCACAAGUGGAAAAGAUUGAGGAAAACUUAGAAACUCAGACCGACUGAGUUCGACGCUUUCCUCGAUAACAUUUUUUGAAGGAAGUUUAGCCUGUACAGAAAACACUACUGCGGGAAACGCCGGAUUAACACAAACGAAAAUAUUUUAGACAAAGACUGAAAGAGGAAACUUAAAGGACAUUUUAUGGACCAUGGCAUGAUGAUGAUCACGAAGAGCUGUGGACUCGGGACUGUACGAAGAUAAAGCUCCUGUGUAAGUGACAGCUGACUCUGACUGUGGAGAUAGGUGAAGAAUUGACAGUGUCCUGUGGUGUGUGAGAGAGGCAGCUUGCUGACGCCAUGAGCUGGAGCUUCCUCACCCGCCUGCUGGAGGAGAUACACAACCACUCCACCUUCGUGGGGAAGCUGUGGCUCACUGUGCUCAUUGUCUUUCGUAUCGUGUUGACUGCAGUAGGCGGGGAGUCUAUCUAUUAUGACGAGCAGAGCAAGUUUGUGUGCAACUCAGGUCAGCCAGGCUGUGAGAAUGUUUGCUAUGACUCUUUUGCUCCACUGUCACACGUGCGCUUCUGGGUCUUCCAAAUUAUCCUGGUGGCCACACCCUCACUCAUGUAUUUAGGCUAUGCUGUCCACAAAAUUGCCCAGCUAGAAGAGAGGAGAGGUGAGGGGGCAGGAGGCUCAGGGCAUCGAAAGUCACGAAAGAUGUUCUUAGGUGCCCGUCGACAAAACCGGGGGCUGGAGGAGGCAGAGGAUGACCAGGAAGAGGACCCCAUGAUUUAUGAGUUGCCUGAGACAGAGAGUCCCACCGAGCCCCUGCCUCAGGGGAAGAACAAGGCACGGCACGAUGGACGGAGGCGGAUCAAGGAAGAUGGCCUGAUGCGCAUAUAUGUGCUGCAGCUGCUCAGCAGAACCCUACUAGAGGUGGGCUUCUUGUUGGGUCAGUAUGCCCUAUAUGGCUUUGCAGUGGCACCCAUUUACGUAUGCACAGGACUCCCCUGCCCCCACAAAGUGGACUGCUUCGUGUCACGGCCCACUGAGAAGACCAUAUUCCUGCUCAUCAUGUAUGGGGUCAGUGUAUUGUGCCUGCUCUUUGAUGUGUGGGAGAUGCUGCACUUGGGCAUCGGAACAAUCUGCGAUAUCCUGCGUCGCCGCCACUGCCCGCUAGAGGGGCGCGAGUACCAGCUGGGUUCACUGGGCCCUGGUGCGGGCAGUGGCCAAACCAGGGUUCCAGUGGGUGAGACAGGGAUUGACGGCAGUUAUGGCAGCUACCCCUUUUCAUGGAACACACCCUCAGCCCCACCAGGCUACAACAUCAUGGUGAAACCCGAGCAGAUCCAGUUCACAGACCUGAGUAAUGCCAAGAUGGCCUGCAAACAGAACCGGGCCAACAUCGCCCAGGAAGAGCAGCAGUUUGGUAGCAACAAAGACAACUUCCUUGCAGCGGACGAACGCAGCUCACUUCAGAAAGAGAUUCAGCAAACCCAGGACAGGCUAGCAGCCGCCAUCUGUGCCUACAGCCACCAGCGCCACAACAGCAACAACCACAGCAACAGCAGUCAGUCGCACUGCGACCACAAGCAGCGCUCAGGCACCAAGUACGCAGCCAACAAGGGUAGCAGCAAAGGGGGCAGCAGUAGUAACAGCAGCAGCAAAUCUGUGGAGGCAAAGCCCUCUGUCUGGAUCUAAUGGCUUCAUCUGCUCCACACACAUCCCACCUGCCUCCACCUACUGGACUUGAGCAAUAGAGGAAAAAAUCCUUCGGUAUAUGUGGUCAUGUAUCAACAGACUCAAGACAGCGCUACAUAUAAUACUUGAAUCCUGUUACUAUGAAAGCAUGUUUAGUGUGAAGUUGCUGCUUGCUUGAAUAAGGCUGGGUAAAAGUUGCACUUGUUCAGAAUGACAGGAAGUCUGAAAAACGGUUAUCUAGCAAGCAGCCCUCAUGGCACAAGACUCAAAAACGGGGGUGUUACCACCGCUGUGGAGAGUGAACAAAGACAGCACCAAAAACACAACACAGUGUUGUGAAUACGGAUCGCAGAAUGAGUGCUGGCCAGUGAAAAAUGUGUCCAUAUCCAAAUUUAUGUCCAUUGAACUGUGGCGGUGGAGCAGUUAGAUUGCUGUGAUUGUCGAAUUCUGACAAAGACAAGAGCCCACAGUACUCCUCUGGGAAUGUGUUUUCAGCUUAAUAUCAGGGGCCAUGUUUUUUAUACCCAUUCCAUUGUUUUCAUGUUUUCAGACUGUUGAUAUGAUUCAGUAUUGUGAGGUAGGAAGGAUGAGGAGGGUAAAGUGGAAGAUGCUCCAGCACUGUGUUUUCCAUGUGCCUUAAAGUGAUCGUGAAAUUCCAUAGGCUGGAUCAGGGUGUUGGAGAAAGUUCUUCCAGAGUAUACAGUGCUGUCCAUAUUCCCACUGCAGCACUUACUACAACUCGGUCACUGUGACAGUUUAAGCAGGCAUUGGUUCCUAUUUCUGAGAUGUGAUGGACAAAUACUGUUGAACAAAGUUAUAUAGAAACUUUUUGUCUGUUUCUCCCUGUGUACCAAGUCCUGCUCACUACUGUAUGUGGUCCCAGUUUGUAGCACAGGGUGGUCUUCCCAAAGAACAGGUAAAAUAUGCAGAUAAUUUUCCCUAAUUAUUUAAUUAGCCAUUUUAUUCUCAUUCCUUGUGCUUCAUGCUAUUUUCAACUAUAAUGCUUUGAUUAAACACCUCAGAUACAGAUUGAAACAAAGAAUACCUUUUAUGUUAUAUGCCUGUUCCAACAAAAUCCCUCACAUUUUGUUAAGAAAACAAACUCUUAAGUGACUAAAUGGCCAUCAGUGGUAGUUUGUUUACAUUGUGAACUCUGGGCCGAUGCUAUGUUUUAUGCUUAUUAAAAAGUGGAUUAACAUGGAUCUUUUUUGUGUCCCACAAUGAAAUGUAUUUGCCAGUUUUUGGUAAUAUGCAUAUUUUGAUGUGGGAAUCUCUAUUUAUCAGUUAUUAUUUUUUCAGAAGGAAGUUCCGUUACUCUUCAAGGUGUUUUUCCCUGUUUUCUGGAGCAGUGCUGUUUAUGAUCACCCUACACUGAGAUGGGCUCUUUGUUCAGUCUUGACCGUCCCUGGUGGUUAGCCAUGUAACGACACCUUAAGAGACUCCAAGCACUGUUGCUGUACAGUAACACAUCUGAUGUCUAAAUGAAGCCCUUUUCAGGAAGAAGGACAAGAGGGAAUUUGCACUCAAUCUGGUAGAUACUGUUGGUAGUAGUAGUAUAUUGUGUGCUUCUACAGCACGACUUCUCAGCCAAAAAUUACAUUUUCACUGGGAUAUCCUAAAUUUAGACAUAAUCUGGUAUGUGUGCUGUAUUUCAGAGAAUUAUCUAUUGUUUUAUAAAUAGCUGUCAAAUGUAGAAAUUCAGUCAUCUAAAUCUAAGCCUUUUCCACAUGAAGCCGAGAUGCAGUAUUAGUCACAAAGGGUUCUGUACGUACUUGGGGGAAAACUUUUGAAUUUGUACAUUUACUGUAAAACCUCUUUAUUUAUAAACCUAUUUAAAUCAGCAUAGAGAAUUUGACUUAUUCAAGUGAAGAUGCAGAGAGUGUUUUGUUAGAAUGUAAAGAAAUGAAAAAAUGUAAUGGUUACAUUUCCUAUGCUGAAAAAGAAUUCUUUUAUAUUGUGACUGUCCUGUUGACAGUUGGACAGCACUGGUGCAGGUGAGAUGAGAACAUUUCUUUCAAGUUUAAUGUGACAAAUUUUUCUAAUUUUCUUAAAGGAAACUUAUCCUUUGGAAUUUUUUUGUCUCAUGUUUGUUACUUUGCCUUCAGAUUGUUCACUUGUUCUUACAAAGGUUUGUGUUCAAGUAAUUGCAAUAAAGUACUUCUACCACAAUGUAAUGUCCCAAUUUGUCAUUAUAGAUUAUCUUAUGUCUC
Molecule: messenger RNA, 4380 nt
Organism: Scleropages formosus (Asian bonytongue)
Lineage: Eukaryota; Metazoa; Chordata; Actinopteri; Osteoglossiformes; Osteoglossidae
Product: gap junction gamma-1 protein-like
Exons: 3
Coding region: 827-2170 (447 amino acids)
Biological process (GO): cell-cell signaling
Cellular component (GO): connexin complex
Molecular function (GO): gap junction channel activity
Source: RefSeq, a predicted model, not a curated record